AUAUCGCGCCAUUAAAGUCGAUGAAGUAAAAGUCAGACUGACAGAGGUGUGAGUGUGUGGGAGAGAGAAAAGGAGAGAGAGAAAGAACGUGUUAAGGACCCGCCUACGAGAUUGUGAACUUUAAAUGACGAGCCAGUGGAAAUUCUCAUUUUAGUGUGCGUUUGCUUUGAGUCAGGACCACUACACUGAAAACAGACAAAAUGUUGGCUGCUUUCAGAGGACUUCCAAGGAUUUUGCUAAUAUUCAGUCUAGUACUGAACUCCACUUUAGGUGCUGACACUGGAUGUGAUGACUGGAUUUUAAAUGGAAACAAUGGUGUCUGCUGCAAGAGAUGCAAGUCAGGGAACCGCUUGGUGGAAAGUUGUGGAAGAGACCCGGAAAAGCUCUGUACCCCCUGUGAACCUGGAACUUACGUUAUCGAUCUUAAAUUAUUUUGUUUGAGAUGUACCCAGUGCAUAGGAAAUCAGCUUACACAUAAACCUUGCACUAUCAGCAGCGAUACCGUAUGUGGAUGCAAGGAAGGAUAUCGGUGUGGAAACCACAAAUGUUCCUUCUGUGUUGAUGAAUGCAAGGUGGGGGAGGAGCCCACUGAAGAACGAUCUUGUAGAAAAUGUCCAGAGGGAAAAUUCAAUGAUAAAACCCACAGUAUGUGCAAAGAAUGGAGAAAAAGUUGUCCUGAUGGACAGACUUUGGUCAAAGGAAAUGUUACCAGUGACAGUACAUGCGCACAUUUAGAAGAAACUAAACCAAACACCUUACCUACUGGGACAAAACCUAAUAAUGAACAGACAAACAAGCUUGCAGUUUUCAUUGCUGCAGGGAUGGCAGGUUUGGCUGUCCUUUUCAUCAUAGCAACCGUGGUUGCAUACGUAAAGGCACAAAACAAAACCGAGAAGAAGCCAAAAAACAAUACCCCUGACCAAGACCACUCAGACGAGUCCAGGAUAAUGGUUGUUGAGCAGGAAGACUGUAGUUUUCGUCAUCCUGAGCAGGAACAGGGUGGCAGCUCAGAGUCCAUCAAUACGCAAGACUCAGAGUCUAAACUCAUAGUGUGAGUUUACUGGACAGUAUUUUUUAUUUUUUAUCUGACUUUAGCAUUGCUACAGUAACAAGUGGAUAAAACCACUGAACGUCUACUGAACUGUGAAAUACAUACUGGGUGUCGAUCAGCCAUUCCAGAUGUUGUAUCAGUGAUUCAUCUGAACAAAAUGAGUUACGUUUGUUCUGAAGAACAAAAUGAACUUUCACGUCGGAGUUUUUAACUUCUGAAGUGUGGUGCACCUUAAUAACACAAAGAUGAGAGGUUGUUAAUGUAGGUGUGCAGUAGCAGACAGCAUGUCAACACUUUUAUGAGAGUAGGCGUUAUCUACUGGUGCUUGUGUCACAUUUUCAGGUCAAAGCCCUCUUGAAAUACCCUGGUGGGCUUCCCCACUUUUUCUAAAAGAGCACCAUUUAAAAAAAAUGAUCUUUGGAUCAAGAACCAAGAGGAUAACAUUUAGCAUAAUGAGACUGUUUUAAAUGGCGUGUUUGCACUUUAACCACUUUUAUUUAAUAUUAGCUCUUGGUCCAGUUGUUUUUAUUUCAAUUUUUUAUUGUCUGGAAAUCAGCAGAGAGAGCAGAGUAGUUUUUGGUAGCUAAAUCUUGUUUUAACCGUGUCAUGUAUGAAGUGAAUUGCUGAAACUAAACAUGACCUCAAGAUUAUAAUUUCUUUUUUUGUACAUUUUAUUGUUUUUACAUUAAAAAUAAUUAAAAUUGUCAACUCUUACCUUUCUUAACUCUGGGUUAACAAAAUUAUGACUUACUGUUAAUUCAUUCACAAUUCAUUCUUUACUUGGGGUUAGGAAUUUACCCUGGGCAUUUAGGUUUCAACUCAAGGUUUCACAUGCUACAUUUGUAAUUCCCGGGGUAAAAUUCUUAUUUGCAUAGUCAAUAUCAUUGACUGGAUGAACUGCUUAAAUUAAAGUUUGUCUCGCUCAUAUGCAGCAGUUGGGCUUAUUUAUUCCUGGCUGUACCAUCCAUCCGGUUUAUGCUAAACAGACUUCGAAUUUUCAGCUGUAAAAUUAAAAUAGUCUCUUCAGCCCAAUUAACGCGUUUCUGUCACUGUUUGACAUUUACCUCUCAAACGCUGGAAACGGAAUAGAACGCUUAAUGUUGCGAUAACUCUACAAACGGCUUGCGUAAUUAAUGAGGCGAGCGCUAUUUAGUUUAUGAUUGGUUGUUGGCCGUUACGUUCUGACGUCGCAUCGUUUCACCCGCAAAGAUGACAACCUGUCAGUGUAAAAAAAAAAAGCCCUAAAAAACAUAGGUUAUAGAAUGCAAAAACCUCACUGUUGCACUAUAGUAUACUGCACAGCUUGUUGUGUAGGCAAUAUUGAAAAUAUAUCAGCUUGCACCAGGGGUCUGAGAAUCCAUGUUUGGGAAUUUCCUGUAGGUAAAUGCCUUGAGUUCAUGGAGUGGCUACUGAGGUCAUUAAACAAGUUAUUGGGUACAAAAUCCUCUGAAAUUGCAAAAACAUGGAAUAUUUUCUUUAAGUUUGUCACUGAGAAUGGAGGUUAAACCAGUUCAAGUGACUAGCCCCUGACAUAGUUUUACAUAUGUAAUCUAAAAGGAAUGUUCAGUGGACUGUAUAUCCUGUAUAUCCUGCCGACUCAGUGGGAGUUCCCUGAUGACCAGAGUUGAAAAAUAUUUACAUUAAUGUUAUUUAUCUAGGAAUCAUGACUCAUUUUGCAUUCCAGUUUCAUUUUCCUCCCACGUCUAGACAUACGCGUACCAACCUGCUGAGCUCUGCAUCCACAAAAAAAGAAAAACCUCACAUUAUUUGGCUCCAAGGAGCUGUUUUCUCAAGGCGUUAUAAGCGUAACAGCAGUAAGGAUAGAGCGGAACAGCUGGUGGGUGAGCAAUGUGAGUCUUAAGUCUUUAAACGGUCAAAAAAAGGUCACCCUGUUUAAUAUGUCACUUUAUGCGUCACCAUGGGUUUACUAUGUAAAGCCUUAUACCGGGUAAUCCUGUUUAUAAAACAGCUCUACCGCUUGUAAAAAAAAAAAAAUAAAUAAAAACUUAGUUUUUUUCUUUUUUA
Messenger RNA from Onychostoma macrolepis, 3076 nucleotides. It is a transcript of the gene tnfrsf9a, whose product is annotated as tumor necrosis factor receptor superfamily, member 9a. Lineage: Eukaryota; Metazoa; Chordata; Actinopteri; Cypriniformes; Cyprinidae. The coding region runs from base 201 to 1055 and encodes 284 amino acids. The transcript is spliced from 9 exons. Gene Ontology annotation, biological process: regulation of cell population proliferation. The record is from RefSeq and is a predicted model, not a curated record. Gene Ontology annotation, molecular function: signaling receptor activity; cytokine binding. Gene Ontology annotation, cellular component: external side of plasma membrane.